AUGGAGAAGCAAGCAGCCAUGUCGGACUCCGACGUCCCGGAAACUACUCCAUAUCCGCCGGAUACGGUGGAUAUGCUGCCUGAAGAUCAGAAGAAGCUUGACAGGAAAAUUUUGCUUAAGCUCGAUCUCAUCCUCGUCCCGAUGAUGGGGAUGUUAUAUCUUCUUGCGUUUCUCGACAGGGCUAAUAUUGGCAACGCGCGAGUGGCUGGUCUGCAAAAGGAUCUUGGUAUCAAUGAUACUCAAUAUCAAACAGCUAUCACGGUGACCUAUGUCCCUUAUAUCGUCGCGGAACUGCCAUCCAAUCUCGUCAUCAAAAAGAUCGGGCCCCGUAUCCUGCUACCGGCUCUGUGCCUCUUCUGGGGAAUCGUCACUACGCUUCAAUCGCAAGUUAGCAACUACUCCGGUCUCCUUGCCGCACGCUUCUUCCUGGGUCUUCUUGAGGGGGGCCUCUUCCCCGGCAUCGUCCUCUAUCUGUCCUCCUUCUACCGCCGCCAUGAACUCCAGGUGCGCGUCGGCCUCUUCUUCUCCGCCGCAGCACUCAGCGGCGCAUUCUCCGGUCUCCUCGCCGCCGCAAUCCAGAACAUGGAAGGCGUCGGCGGGCUCCGUGGCUGGCAAUGGAUUUUCUGCCUAGAGGGCCUCUUCACCGUCGUGUUCGGGGUCUUCUCCUUCUUCGUCCUCCCCAACAACCCCAGCCAGGUCUCCUUUUUCACGCCGGAGGAAGUCGAAUACUGCACCCGCCGUCUAGCCUUCGACACCAACCUCCCCGACACAGAAACAGUCAGCACAAAACGCGUCCUCUCCGUCUUCAAAGACCCACACGUCCUCAACCUCUGCGCCAUCCUCUUCUGCAACGGCGCCAACCUCUUCGGCCUCGCCUACUUCACCCCCUCCAUCGUCCAAGCCCUCGGCUACAGCCCUAUAAGGACCCAACUGCUCACCGUUCCCCUCUUCGCCUGCGCCUUCGCCGCAACCAUGACGGCCGCCUACUUCGCAGAUCGCUUCAAACAACGUGGCGCCGCGGCCAUCUGCACCAGCAUCCUCUCCAUGGUCGGGGCCGCCAUGUCUCUCCACGUCCGCAGCAUUGGCGGCAGAUACACCUCUCUCUUCCUGCUGAUUACAGGCGUCUACUCCACAGCCCCGAGUUUAAUCAGCUGGGUGCCGAACAACAGCUCUGGCCACGUACGGCGGGCAACGGCCAUCGCGCUUGGGUUCGUCAGCACCAAUUCGGGAGGUAUUGUGAGCACGUGGAUCUACCCGCGCAAAGACGGGCCGUAUUACAUUUUCGCGGCCAGGUUUAAUUUGGCAUUGAUUGUUAUUACGAUUGCGCUGUGUGGGGUUCAAAUGUGGUGGCUGAGGAGAAUGAAUGGGAAGAAGAUACAGGAUCCGGACCGGAUUCUGGGGAAUGUCUUGGGAAUGGGGUUGGAGGCUGAGCUGGAUAGGUUGGGAGAUCGGCAUCCGGAGUUUGUGUAUACGUACUAA
Paracoccidioides brasiliensis Pb18 is the source of this 1479-nucleotide messenger RNA. RefSeq lists its product as uncharacterized. The coding region runs from base 1 to 1479 and encodes 492 amino acids. The transcript is spliced from 3 exons. The record is from RefSeq and is a predicted model, not a curated record. Gene Ontology annotation, biological process: transmembrane transport. Gene Ontology annotation, cellular component: membrane. Gene Ontology annotation, molecular function: transmembrane transporter activity.